AAUAAGAAUAUGAUACUCACAUAUUACUGAAGUAUUUCUUAUGCAGUGUUUUCUGCUUUCUGUUUGUGUGUGUGGAGGAGAAAUUUAAAUACCGGGUGAAUAAAGUCGCCCUGCCCGUGAACUUUUACAGUGGAGCACAAAUCCAGCCUCACGAGGACAGUUUGACCGAGUUACACAUCGCGUGCCAACAGAGCGGUUCUCGUGACAGCGGGACAGAUGCUUCUCAGGCAAACGCUGCCUUGGCUGCAGGAAGGGCAGCGACACAGCUUGGCUCACGCUGCCGUGUCCCUCUGAACAAGCGGAGGAUUAAUUAUUUUUUUACGCUGUUUACACCGUAGAGUGCGAGGAGUGGAAGUGGACCCCGGUUUUUGUUUCUGUGGAUCCUGUGUGGGACGGGAACGCGCGACAGGGGUGCGUGAUGCCGCCCCAACAGACGUCAGAGUGAGGCUGUGAAGAGGGUAAGAAAGGCACGCAACUGUCCGGCCCUGCUGGGAGGUGAGAUGGCUGCUGCUGAAUGGGUCUCUGAGCCUUCAGGCAAAGUCAUGGUGGUUAAAACAGAGAAGCAGGAAUGCAGGGACAACAUCCAUCAGAGACAAAUCAUCCUGCAGCUAAAUGGGCUAAAUGGCGACAGUGUCGGUACUGCCACCAGAGUUUUAGCGAUAGAGACACAUCAAAGUGACUGUGAAGCCGAUGGAACAGAGAUAGAGUAUGGCUACCCCAUCACUUGUGGAGACAGCGCAGCAGUCCUGCUGUUUAAGAAGUUUGUCUGUCCUGGAAUCAAUGUACGAUGUGUUAAGUUCAAUGACCAGCUCAUUAGUCCCAAGCAGUUUGUACACUUGGCAGGAAAAGCCACUCUGAAGGACUGGAAAAGAGCCAUCAGAGUGGGAGGGGUUAUGCUCAGGAAAAUGAUGGACUCUGGCCAGAUAGAUUUCUACCAGCAUGAGUCAGUGUGCAGCAACACCUGCCGCAGCACCAAGCUCGAUGUGCUGAUGAACAGCACCCGGCCUCCUCCAGGGGCCUUGGUGCAGCCAAGCCUGUCGUGUUUGGCUCUCGAGCCUGUUGGGGGACAGCUGGCUACUGUGACAGGGGAAGCAGGCGAUGCAGUGGAGUUGGAGGAGUCUUUGGAGGAAAUGGUUGGAGCGGCAUCAGAGCAGAGUAAUGGUUCAACACAGCUUGUAAACUCCACAAACAACGGACAUCCUGCCAACAUAAAGAGAGCUGAUUCACUUGGUGGAGUGAUGAGACUUUGGAGGGGUGUAGCAGAGUCUGGGCUGAUGGUGGAUGUUCUGUCUGGCCUCCAUGCUAAACUUGUGAACACCCUUAAAGGUGUCGAGCUUCGCAGCGAGAACGGCAGCCUGCAGGAGACAGAUGCUCAUAUACUGAAUUCUCUGUGUGAGAUGUUUGGACUUUUGGACUCGGUGAAACAAGCCCUGGACCUUCGAUGCACUCAGAACCAAGAAAGUAAAAUCCAUCACGUGCUGGACGAGAUCUCGGAGGAACGCAGGAAGCAGAGCUGCAAUCAAAGAAAAUCUUACAAGACCUCAUCCUUGAAACACCUCCGACCUCACCGUCAGAGCCAGCAGAAAAGACGCGUGCACGACUCGCUGUUGAAUGAAAGGACAAACACAGUGAUCCGUCCGCUUUCUUUCACUGGUUUAUCUGCUGCAUCUCAUGCUCAGGUCUUUAGCCAUUUCUCUGCCCCCGCUGGCUGGAGUCACCUUGUUGGAGCCGGCAGGACAGACGGAGUGGGCCAAAGUGGCAACGGGAAAAAAGAUACCUCAGGACAGAACAAAGAGAUGAAACAGAAGACGGUACUUCUUCCUGGAGAUGGUCCGAUCAGAUGUGACGAGGCGGGGACGACAAAAAGCUCGCAUGGCAGAGAGAACGUUAAAUAGAUUUCUGUGGCUCAAACUGAGAGCAAAAUGCAAGAGAUUAAAUGAAAACCUGCAGCGGAGACUCCACACUCACUAAUAUGUUGUGGAACAAACCUUCCUCAUUGUGAGGUAUCCCAUGUCUAUUGGAUUGGGUCUUUAGAACCACUGGUGGAUAUAUAAACUAUAUCCAGAUAAAGGUACUGUACACUUCUAACAGCAUUUCCUGAAGAACAGUGUCUUAUUAAUGGUUACAUUGUGGUGGCUGACUGGUAUAUAAAUGUUUUUUUUUUUUGGUGUAAUAACUACAGAAACAGAGGUACAGACGUACACCAGACAAAUUGUGAUGUUUACAAUAAGUGUUGGUUUUAGGCACUUUAUAAGAAAAAUUCAAUCAAAGAAAAAAAUAUUAAAUAAUCUCUUUAUUGACACGCUGACCUGUAAUGUACAUUGUUAAUGUAUAUUUUUUUUAUUUUUCACUUUUAUAAUGCUAAAACACACAGUACUCAAGGAACUUAAAAUACCAUUUUGCUUUUUAAUUUUAUACCUUUUAUAUAAACUCAGUUACAACAAAGUAACUUUACAUUAAAAUUAUGCCGUCCAAUUCAUUUCCAAUUAUCUAAAAAAGAUAUGAAGAAUCAAAUUUAGUCAGUUACUGAUCUACAUACCUUCUAACUUAAUCCGAAUUAUAAUACAGUACAGUCACAUUCAGUUAAUCAUUUGAGACCUAUUGGUAAAAGGUUAAGGAAGGCAAGCUGAAUGCAUAAAGUAUCAGCGGGAGACAAUUGGGAGUUGGGGGGACAGAGGGGAGACAGACACAGAAGCACCUAACCAGCAGUACUUUCCAAGGACAGAAAUACAAAAGGAGAACACAAGGUUAACAGCAGCAAUAGCUCACUCUCUCAUUUUGUCUAUGUAAAUCCACCAAAUUACUAUGUGUGUAAUUUUUAAAUUAUUUUAUAAUUAAUCUGGCUGUAAAUAUUUGCCCAAUUUGAAUUAGAGGACAUAUUUAUUGCAAGUCGAGUUUGUUGUUUAAAUUUA
Messenger RNA from Poecilia latipinna (sailfin molly), 2912 nucleotides. Its product is annotated as glucocorticoid modulatory element-binding protein 1-like. The record is from RefSeq and is a predicted model, not a curated record. The transcript has 10 exons. Bases 501 to 1895 code for a protein of 464 amino acids. Gene Ontology annotation, biological process: regulation of transcription by RNA polymerase II. Gene Ontology annotation, cellular component: nucleus. Gene Ontology annotation, molecular function: RNA polymerase II cis-regulatory region sequence-specific DNA binding. NCBI's taxonomy places the organism in Eukaryota, Metazoa, Chordata, Actinopteri, Cyprinodontiformes, Poeciliidae.